CUCAUAUUGUAAAUUUUCCCAAUUAGUGCUUGUAUCAUAUUCCGCUGGAACGGAGCCAUUGACACUCAAAUCAAACACGUAAAAACAGCCGGUAGUACUGCCAUAUAUUACAUGGAGAUCAAACAACCUGUCGCCCACCGAUACAUGGAUGCAUGAGCUAGAACCAACCUCUGAAAAAUUCAAAUUGAAUACACAUCCAACUAUCUUAUUUCUUCUCCUUAAGCUUAAUUAUUUGUCUCGAUUAGUAAUUAUUUCAUCAAUAAUCAAAACCAAAUCACAACCCGAGACUAAAGGGGAAAGUAGUGGACGCCAACCAGGACCCACCUGCAAUAAACCGACCUGCCGUAAACCCUGCCGCCUCCGUGUCACUGGUAAUUACCUUAUGCCCCUUCCACUUAAUCCUCCCGUUGGUUGCCGCUCCGGCCCCGGUGUUCUUAUGCUCACCAUAAAACAAUGUGUCGAGGGCAAAAUUGCCAUCCCACUCGUGCCAUCCCGUGGGGUGGACGACAUCGCUUAUGGUGGACUGCAUGAUCACCGUCCUCGCAUACUGCUUCCACGGCCUCCCCAAGUAAGUGCCGAAGCUGCCCUUCACGGCCUGGAGAUCCGACGUGCCGCCGAUUCGACAUUUCUGGAUCACGAUCCCGGUGUUCUGGUUAGGGUCGGUCCGGCCGUGGGCAGUCAACAUGUUCUUCUGGCCCGAGUUGGGUCGGCGGGCGUGGAUGUCGCAGUUCUGGAAGACAGCGGCGGAGUUGCCGAAGAUGAAGUCGACGGUGCCAACGACGAUGCAGCUGUGGAAGAACUGGCGGUUGGAGUGGACGUACAAUGUGUCCUGGUAGGCUAGGAAGUCGCAACGGUAGAAUGCUGCCAGGUCAGCACCAACUCGGAGCGCCACGGCUUGGUGCUUUGAUGGCCCCGCUGUGUUUUGAAAGGUUAUGUCUCUCGCUAGAAAUCCCUGGCCCACCACCGCUGUUCCACCAAACAAGAGUAAACAAAUUCUUAUUGAGUUCCCAAAACAUCAAUCCAUCAUUAUGUUUCAUCUUAUUAUGUAGAAUAUAAUUAUUUUUAAAAUCUUCAGAAUUAAUGUAUAGAAAAUUUCUGUCAGGAAGAAUCCUUGGUCCAACAAUUCAAUUUAUAAGGAGAGAUCUAAUAAUGAAUCUCAUGCAAUUACUAAUAAUUUCCUGUAAUUGCACCAAAUGGCAUGGGAUAAACGCAUGAAAGAAAUUAAUGAGAGCGGCAAUACAUAAACUUUCACAUUAGUAUUCGCCUAUUUGGAUUAAGAAAAUUAUGAAGAAUUAUGUAUUCUCAAAAUCCAAAAAGUGAACAUACAUAGGUAGUUAGCUAUCAAUCAACCUUUACCAUAUUUUGAUAUGUCAUAUAUUCAUAUGUAGGGAUUACUUAUAAUACUAGCUAGUACUAUCAAAGGGGACAAUUACAACUUGUAAGUAAUGGCCUCCAAUGUUGGUGCCAGAGUGGCAUCUUAGACUUCUCCUAUAUGUUUAUUUUUAAUGAAAAAAAGGAUAAGUAAAGAGACCCUCAAAUCAUGCCUUUGAUUUUUGUAGCUUUUUAAUUAAUAGGUAGAGCGUAAUGAUGCCUUUGAUUAAGGGAAUCAUGAUGACCAAGUGGAGAAUUAUUAUGCAUUGCUAUAACAGGAUAUAUAGUCAAGCAGCCAAAAGACAAAGGAGAGGGUUAAAGCAAAGACGUAGGAAAAAGUAAUAUUAUUUGUUGCUUUCUCAGAUUGGAUAUAUGAUAGUUGCCUCUCAAAGCUUAAUAGCCAUAUCAUAAUAACGUUCUCAAAAAGGUAGUAAAGCAAAAGGUGGAAAUUCAAAUGAUGCAAAGCAUAAGUUGUAUUUUUCUUCAUAAAAUAAAUAUGCACAUGCUCUACGUCCUACCCUAACAACAAACUCAUGAUUUUGGGUAAAAAUUGUAAAAUAAUACAGAAGGUUGUAUAAAAAAUUCAACAGUUGAAGUUUUUUACUAAAAUCGUGAUUCGAUCAUUUCAUAUUGUUUUUUUUACGGGCAUUUCAUAGUGUUAUAUACUACCUAUCAGAUUAAAUUUUGGCAGUAAAUUUUUUUUCGACCGGACGACCAAUACGGUGCAGUUUUUCGUGCGACUCUCUCUCUCUCUCUCUCCAUGUGUUCUUUAUGUUGCUAGUUGAAGGGAGAAUAUUAGGGAUGACAAUGGGUCGGGUCGGGGGCGGAUAGUGCAUAUCCAUUACCCUACCCAAAGUAGUUUGGGUUUUAUCCAUACCCAUACCCACAUGUGAAACAGGUAGAAAAUCAUAACCAUGCCCAUACCCGAUCGGUUUUCGGGUAUCCAUGGGUAUCCAUGGGUAAUAAUUUCUCAUCAUAACUCCAACCAAUACGUUAACAUUCACAUGUAUUCUCACUUUACGUAAGAUGAAAAAUACGACAAUAAUUCACUAGAAUGAAGAAAAUCAAUUAAA
Molecule: messenger RNA, 2444 nt
Organism: Linum trigynum
Lineage: Eukaryota; Viridiplantae; Streptophyta; Magnoliopsida; Malpighiales; Linaceae
Source: the annotation of a GenBank genome assembly